This is a messenger RNA of Orbicella faveolata, 2204 nucleotides long. RefSeq lists its product as uncharacterized. NCBI's taxonomy places the organism in Eukaryota, Metazoa, Cnidaria, Anthozoa, Scleractinia, Merulinidae. The record is from RefSeq and is a predicted model, not a curated record.
GCUGAAUUUUAAUAUAUCGAAAACGGUCUAUUCAUUUGAGGUUACUUUUAAUUAGGACAAAAGGUCUGGAUAGAAAGUAAAUUUGUCGAUCACUCUAAGGGAGGGGGUUGGGGACAAUGCGGUACGAGUUCGCACACACACAAAAAGCUGAGGAUACUCUUCUGCACUCGAGUGAAUUGCAAAAUUAAGGACCGAGCCAUCUCGGUGACUGGCUGACUUUUUAUUUUUGACCGAAAAUUUUCUGCGAAAUCCUAUGAGUUUGAUUAUAAAAUGAUUGUAAUCAACAUAGCACAAAACGUGAUCAUGUCUACUAUUCUAUUUUGAACUCUUUUUCAGCGUCAGAAGUUGCUAAUUGCUUUGACAAGCCUAUUGGAGUUGCUGAUAAAGAUAAAGUUCCCGACGCUCAGAUGACUGCUUCUUCGUACCAUGGCGCUAAAUACCAACCUGCGUACGGCAGAUUAAACGGAGAGAGGGGCGAUGGAUGGUGCGCUGGGACGUCCAGCGGCAAUCAUGAAUGGCUUCAAAUUGACCUAGGAAAGCUUUAUACAGUGUGUGCUGUUGCUACCCAGGGAGACAUAAAUGGCAACGAGUGGGUGACAAAAUUCAAGCUUUCCUUCUCCGUGGAUGGAAAGAGUUGGGAUGUCAAUGCGGGGGUGUUUACAAGGGUAUCCGGAGAUACUAGCGAAAUUGAACAACACAAACUCGGAAAUCCAGUUGCCGCAAGAUAUGUUCGUUUUAACCCUAUUGGUCGAGUCCGCUACAACUGCCUUAGAGUUGAAGUAUAUGGCAUCACAAGCGAAUGUGAAUCUGUGCCCUUCGGAAUGCAGAGUGGAGCUAUAACUGAUGACCAAAUAACAGGCUCCUCACAAUGGAAUUCUAACUAUGCCUGGGCUCGUGCAAGACUGAACCAAAAAAGUUUCUGGGCAGCUAAAAGAAAUGACGCCAAUCAGUGGAUCCAGGUAGAUCUAAGUAAAAUAAUGACAGUCAAAGGCGUGGCGACACAAGGAAGGGACGCCUCAUUUCUUCAAUGUGUGAGCAAAUACAAGCUUCAGUACAGCAAUGAUGGACAGACGUUCACUGAUUAUAAGGAGGAAGGAGAAACAGACGCUAAGAUCUUAACAGGAAACAGCGACCAAAACACCGUAGUGAAACACGAGCUAAGCCAGCCAAUCACAGCACGAUACAUCCGACUUGUGCCACUCAGCUGGAAAGGUCAUAUUUCAAUGAGAAUGGAGCUUUAUGGCUGCGAAAAAUCGAGCUCGUCAUCUAACGCAUGUGAUUCAAAUCCUUGCCAAAAUGAUGGAACUUGUGAGGAUAUUGGGAACGGAAACUACAAGUGUGAAUGUCCAGGCGUUUAUGGCGGAGAUAACUGCGAAAAGGAAUGUGAAAAGACGGAAGACAAUGAGUGUUGUCAUUUUCCUUACCUCUACCAAGGUAAAGAGUUUAACGUGUGCGCAAUGACAGCGGAGGGCAACAGGGCCUGGUGCUCGUUGACUUAUGAUUUUGACAAGGACCAACAGUGGGGAUACUGUAAAGAUUGUAGUGUGAGGAUUCAAGGCGGCAAUCACUGUUGUUAUUUCCCGUUCAUUUUGAACGGAGAACUUCAGACGUCUUGUCUAACAACUCCCAGGCCUCGUGGAGACUUUGCUAGGCGCUUAGCAUGGUGCUCUAUGAAGUAUGACUUUGACAACGAACCGAUAUGGAAAUAUUGUCAGGAUUGAUUGGAGUGAGCUAACAGAUGAUAGAGUUAAACAGAUGUUAUUUGGUUGAAGCGAAGUAAAAUGAUUUACGGAAAAUGGCCUGAAGGGAAUUCAUUAUUGCUAAAUUUACAAUUUAAAAUUGUACUUUUCAUGUAAUUUUUUGGGUACAAUGAGGCUCUGGUAUAAAUUCUUUAACAUUUUGAAGUACAUUCGACUAAGAGUUUGAACUACCAUAUCAACAUCUCUUUCAUUUUUGCCUCAAGAUUAAGCAACAUAGUUGUUUAAUUUAUAUACAUAUGUAUUAAGAUGGCGUUUUAAGGUUCAGUCAAUGUUGAGAAGUAAACCAGUCAUAAGGUACAAGGUUUACAUAAGAGGUGUUUCUAGUGAUAGAAUUUUACCCAUGGAAUUUUAAGGAAAUUUUUGGAAAAUUUUUCCGUCUCAUUUUCCGGCUCAGCUAGUCAGUAAAUGGUUAAAUCGGUCUUUUCACGCAGAGGUCAAUAAAAU